Molecule: messenger RNA, 435 nt
Organism: Symbiodinium natans
Lineage: Eukaryota; Dinophyceae; Suessiales; Symbiodiniaceae
Source: the annotation of a GenBank genome assembly
AUGGACGAUCUUAUUGGAGGCACAAACAGCGCCUACGACGAAGCCUGCCUACAGCACUGCCAAGACCAUGAGGCACGUUCUUGCCUACAACACUACGAGGACGAUGACGAUGAUGCCCUGAGUGCUGGCCUGGAGAUUGGCCUUGCAGAGGAAGGGGCACCAGUCCGGGCAGCACGGGCCAAACUCGACAACCUUCGCGAGGCCAGGGAGCUGGAGGAGGCCCGCAGCACCGCCGAGGCGGCCGAGGCAAGGCUGCUGGAGCUUCAGAGCCAGGAGCAGGCGCUAGUCGGAGCACGGCACAAGAAGGAGCGCUCCGCGACACGCAGCUGCAAGAGAGUGGCAGCACCUGCAAGGAAGAAACAGGUUGGACAGUUCCAUACAGUUCCAAGUGCUGAUAAGGAUCGGGAAGGAGAUGAUGGCAAUCCGGAACGGUGA